AUGCUUUUUAGCUAUUUCAGUGUAGUGGCAGCACUCGCUGUGCUAGGUGUUGCGAAGCCGGUUGAUAUUCGGGACGUCUCAACUUCCGAGUUGGAUGAGCUGGAUGUGUUUGCGCAGUGGUCUGCCGCAGCCUAUUGCAAGGACAACAUCAACAACGAUGACACUACCGUGAAAUGCUCUGGUGGUGCGUGUCCGUCCGUUGAAGCGGCCAGUACCAAGAUGCUGCUGGAAUUCGAUCUUUCGAACGAUUACGGCGACACGGCAGGCUUCCUAGCCAUAGACAGCACCAACGAGCGACUGGUGGUGUCCUUCCGAGGAAGUAGCACGCUCGAAAACUGGAUCGCGAACAUCGACCUCAUCCUUGAGGAAGCCGACUUCCUCUGCAGUGGAUGCUAUGUCCACUCUGGCUGGUGGAAGUCAUGGGAACAAGUUGCGGACGAUCUGACGAGCGAGAUCAAGUCCGCGAUGAGCACGUACUCGGGCUAUUCUCUCUACUUCACCGGGCAUAGCUUGGGUGGUGCGUUGGCUACUAUCGGAGCCACGGUGCUGCGCAAUGACGGAUAUACCGUCCAAUUGUACACCUUUGGAUGUCCCCGAGUGGGUAAUUAUGAGCUGGCCGAGUACAUCACCAGCCAGGGGUCUGGGGCGAACUACCGCGUCACACACACCAACGACAUUGUCCCCAGAUUACCACCCAUGCUGCUUGGAUACAGUCAGCCCAGCCCGGAGUACUGGAUCACCAGCGGGGAUGGGGACACGGUCGCGUCAUCGGAUAUUGAUAUCAUCGAGGGCAUCAACUCGACCAAGGGAAAUGCCGGAGAGGAUAUCACAAGUGUGCUGGCUCAUCUGUGGUACUUUUUCAGCAUUGCAGAGUGCCUGUACUAG
Molecule: messenger RNA, 885 nt
Organism: Aspergillus sclerotioniger CBS 115572
Lineage: Eukaryota; Fungi; Ascomycota; Eurotiomycetes; Eurotiales; Aspergillaceae
Product: lipase family protein
Exons: 4
Coding region: 1-885 (294 amino acids)
Biological process (GO): lipid catabolic process
Source: RefSeq, a predicted model, not a curated record